Molecule: messenger RNA, 1934 nt
Organism: Corylus avellana
Lineage: Eukaryota; Viridiplantae; Streptophyta; Magnoliopsida; Fagales; Betulaceae
Product: serine/threonine-protein kinase PCRK1
Biological process (GO): protein phosphorylation
Molecular function (GO): ATP binding; protein kinase activity
Source: RefSeq, a predicted model, not a curated record
UUUUCUUGGAAGCUGCCCUUGUGGCGAUGACAGGUUCACGAAGCAUCAAUGUACAGAAUCAGACAACCUUGCCAAUGGUUUUCAACCUCCAUCUGCCUUUAAAAAUCACCAAUGCAUUAAAGAUAACUCGGUCUCCGUCAUAUACUGCCGUGUCUCUAAUCUAUGAUUUUCUUUUGGAAAAAGCCACCAUCUUCUCACUCGGUUUUCGCUUUCACCGCAAACCCUUUUUCACACCACACCACUUGAUCAUGUAGAGCUUGUCCUGUUCUUGCACACACACAAACCCCUCCCUCGGCUUCUGGGUUUCUCUUAAGAAUUCCGAAAAUGAAGUUGUGUGAGUGUUUUCAAAUUGUUCCUUCAGUUCUAUCUAUUAGACUUAUAUGAGAGUGAAGCAUUCAGUUUUGAGGGGCUAUGAAGUGUUUUAGUUUGUCCAACAAAGCGAAAAAUGAGGAACCAGGCCCACCAGGGACUACAAAGUCCAUUUCGGUUCGGUCCACUUCCACGUCCAUGUCAAUGGACCAGGAUCCAAGGAGGUCUGGAUCUGAAUUUAAUUCUCAGAAUGUCUCAGAAUUUAGCACAGCAUCCUCUGCUAAGUCAUUUGCAAUCUUGUCUCAAAGACAAAGUAAUCUCAGAGAAUUCACAUUCUCAGAGUUGAAGACGGCCACUAAGAAUUUCAGCCGCUCCCUCAUGCUUGGAGAGGGUGGGUUUGGUGGAGUAUAUAGGGCUGUGAUCCGGAGCACAGAUGAUCCGCACAAAAAGAUAGAUGUUGCCGUUAAACAACUAAGUAAAAGAGGAUUGCAGGGCCAUAAAGAGUGGGUGACAGAAGUAAAUGUUUUAGGGGUUGUUGAACAUCCAAAUCUUGUUAAAUUAUUGGGCUACUGUGCUGAGGAUGAUGAAAGAGGGAUCCAGAGGCUGCUGAUAUAUGAAUACAUGCCCAACAGGAGUGUGCAGGAUCACUUAUCAAGCCGGUUUCAUGCACCUCUUCCGUGGACCACAAGAAUGAGAAUAGCCCAGGAUACUGCUCGUGGCUUAGCAUACCUCCAUGAAGGAAUGGAUUUUCAGAUUAUUUUCAGGGAUUUCAAGUCUUCAAACAUACUUUUGGAUGACCAAUGGAAUGCAAAGUUGUCGGACUUUGGAUUGGCUAGGCUGGGGCCUUCAGAUGGAUUAAGUCAUGUCUCGACUGCGGUUGUAGGAACAAUUGGAUAUGCGGCUCCUGAAUACAUUCAAACUGGGCAUCUUACAUCAAAAAGUGAUAUCUGGAGCUAUGGAGUUUUCCUUUAUGAACUCAUCACUGGCAGGCGCCCUUUCGAUCGGAACCUCCCCAAAAACGAGCAAAAACUGUUGGAUUGGGUCAAGCCACACCUCUCUAACUCGAGGAAGUUUGAGCUGAUUUUGGACCCGAGGCUUGAAGGAAAGUAUUCGCUCAAGUCGGCCCAAAUGUUAGCUGCCAUAGCCAACCGGUGCUUGGUGCGGCAGCUUAAAUCACGCCCCAAAAUGAGCGAAGUCUUGGAGACGGUGAAUCAAAUUGUGGACACAGCAGAUGUUGGAAAUCCCCAACCCCCCAUGAAGAGUUUGGCUUCAGAAGAUGAUUCCAUAGAGUCCAAAAGAGAACGUUUACAGAGAUGGUUUUUGGAUCCAAUUGUUGGAGAAAAGGGUUGUUUGAAUUGGGGAGCAUGGAGACCUAAGGUUGUCAGGACAUGUUGAACAUAGUUGGGGUGAAAUGAAGGAAUCAUCCCACCCAAUUGGUGCAUAUGCCAGUUAGGCCAUAAGGCAACUCUGAAAAUUUACUCUGUUCUCUACAUAUGUAUUGUGCAAUUGAAGUGUAAAUCUCUACCAACAUAGACGAGUGUAUGUACAUUUCCAAAAGCUGCCUUUUUACAGUUUGACUCAGAAUUACUCCCAUGAUGAAUGGUGAUUCUGCUUUGUUUGGCAAA